Molecule: messenger RNA, 1002 nt
Organism: Adineta steineri
Lineage: Eukaryota; Metazoa; Rotifera; Eurotatoria; Adinetida; Adinetidae
Source: the annotation of a GenBank genome assembly
AUGUCUAAUGAGAAAGAUCUCGGUAAUCCAUUGGAAUUACGCAUUUCUGUUUACACUCGAUUUUGGCUCUAUCUUAUUCCAAGUGCUUUAUCACUUCUAUGUUCAUUUUUUGUUUUAUUUCAUCUUUUAUUUGAUCGAACACUUCGUCAAGCUUUGAACAAUCAUAUUAUUAUUGUUCUUCUUCUCAUUGGCUUACUCUAUGAAGUAGUAAGUGUUCCAUUGAUGCUUUAUUGGUACCAAAAUGGUGAUACUUGGAUAUUCCCACUUAGCUUUGCUCAUUUUUGGACAUUAGUUGAUUAUUUCUGUUAUUCCACACAAUUAGUAGGUUUUGCUUGGGCUUCAAUUGAACGACAUAUUCUUAUAUUUCAUAGUCAUUGGGUAUCAACAAAAAAGAAACGAUUUUUGGUUCAUUAUCUUCCUUUAAUCGUAGUUCUGGUCUAUUCGUUUAUCUAUUAUUUGGUAAUUAUUGUAUUUCCAUUUUGCCAAGAAGUUAUUAUUCAAUCACCGUUCAAUGGUGUUCCUAUGUCUUGCGUAUUAGCUAAUCCAUUUUUUUACAAAUAUAAUACAAUUAGCCAUCAAUUUCUUCCGGUAUCUCUUAUAAUUAUUUUGAAUGUUGCUCUUUUUCUACGUGUUAUAUGGCAAAAAUCUCGUAUGAAUCGAUCAAUUGAAUGGCGAAAACAACGAAAAAUGACAAUACAAUUAUUAUCAGCAUCGACUCUUUACUUUAUAUUUAUGGGUCCACGAACAAUAUUUCAAUUCUGUAGAUUUCUCGGUUUGGCAACAAAUGACAUACUAGUUUUAUACUAUCAUAGUGCAUUCUUUGCAAAUUAUAUUAUGUUUCUUUUUCCAUUUGUUUGUUGUGCAUCAAUGCCUGAACUUGGAAAAAAACUAAAGAAAAUUUUGUUCUGUCAACGACAAAGACAAGUUAUUGUUCCAGUACCUUUACCUACAAAAAAUACGACAAACAAGCGAACAGAUCAAAUAGGAAUAACUGCUCAUUAA